Paramecium tetraurelia is the source of this 666-nucleotide messenger RNA. RefSeq lists its product as uncharacterized. The record is from RefSeq and is a predicted model, not a curated record. NCBI's taxonomy places the organism in Eukaryota, Ciliophora, Oligohymenophorea, Peniculida, Parameciidae. The transcript has 3 exons.
AUGUACUUAAUUACUCCUAAGAAUGUUCAUCUUAUUGGACUUCAUUUUGGAUAUAAAUAAGAAAUAAUAGAUCUAUUUCAUUCUUUAAAAUUUAUUGAUUAAGAUUCUGCAUUAUGGUUUGCAUUUGCUGAGAAAUCAAUUUGUAUAGAGAAAAGUCAAUUAUAGAUUGAUAUAUCCCUUUAAUCCAUUUUCAACUAAUAUUAAACUCUGUAACAUUCUUUGGAAGUAUUCCCUCAAUUAUUUUCCAUUCAAGAUAACAUUAAGUUGAACAACAUUAAGAUGAUGGCGAGAUUUGAUAGAAAUGAAAGAGAAGAUUGGAGUUAUGAAAUUCUAUCUCUUAACUACACAGGGAAUUGCAAUUCUGAUUUAUUACUUUGCGAAUAGUUUUAUCAAGAACCUACUAAUGUUUAACUGAGAGUAAACGGAAAAUUAAAUAUAAUGGAGGAGAUAGGGUUUGAGAUAAUAGGAAAUAAAGAUAUUAAAUAAAUAAUUAUAGAAGAAAUGGUAUUGCCAAAUUUAAUUUUUGAUUAAUUGAUCAAAUAAUUCUUCGGAGAGAGAUUCAUCGAAUAGAUCGAGUAUGAUUUGGAUCGGCAAUACAAAGUAGAGAUUAAGGAGUCUCUUAAGGAGGAUAAACUUGAAUUAGAAUUAAUAAUGGAGGAGGAUUGA